GCUUCUUCGUCGCUGGCUUUCGUUCGUUCGUUCGUUCGUUCUAGGAAUCGCACUCUCCGAUUCUCGUAGAAUCAUUUUUGCUUCCUUCUUUAACGCUAUCAAUCUUGGUCAGGAACGUCCGCUUUCCGUUUCUUUGCGCUUUAAUUGAAUCUCAUCUGAAGAAUUGCUUUCAAUAAAGAAGAAAGUACUAUCGGAAAUGGUAGGUGGUGCACAUAUCCAGCUCAAUAGAUGGCAGCAAGCAGCAGUUGCACUUGGUUCAGCAGUAGGUGCCUUGCUAGAUCCACGACGAGCAGAUCUAAUAGCAGCUCUUGGGGAAACAACUGGAAAGCCUGCUUUUGAAAGGGUCCUUGAAAGGAUGAAAAAAAGUGCUGAAGGCAGAGCAGUGUUGUUGGAGCGACCUCGUGUAUUAUCAUCAGAAGUUGGUCAUGCAUGGGACCUUCCAUCCAACACAUUUGGUGCUGCAUAUGCUAAUUUUAUGGGUUCCAGGAACUUUUCUCCAGAUGACCGACCUCCUGUUCGAUUCAUGGAUACUGAUGAACUCAAGUAUGUUGCCAUGCGAGCUCGUGAGGUUCAUGACUUCUGGCACACCUUGUUUGGUCUUCCCACAAACUUGAUUGGCGAGUCAGCAUUGAAGGUUAUUGAAUUUGAGCAAAUGCACCUUCCAAUGUGCAUGCUGUCUGUUUUGGGAGGCACAGCUAGAUUCAAUGACAGACAGAGAAAAUUAUUCUUCCAGCACUACUUCCCUUGGGCUAUCCGUGCUGGCAUGCAGUGCACAGAUCUCAUGUGCAUAUAUUAUGAGCGGCACUUCCACGAGGAUUUGGACGAAAUGCGGGCGAAGUGGGGAAUAAUUCCUUUACCUCCUCCCCAAAGUUAACGUUUUGCUUGACAAGUACGAUGAAGGGAAGUAUGGUCAUAGGAGCCAUCUCUAUCCAUCUUGAUGCUGGCUUCGUUCAUGGUUGUCAUCAGAAUAAUCUCCUGAUAAGGUAUGUAACCAACAGCCGUUAUUAAUUUUAGACAAUCUGCUUUGUCAUACAUAUUUCAUUGAGCAAUUUUAUUCGGUAGGCUUGUGCAUUAUUGACCAUAGGAUCGAGUUCUGUAUCUUGAUUGUUAGCGCAAAAUGUAGAGAAUAUUUGCAGUAAUGAGUAUUUACUCUAUAUUACAACCCAAAUUGGUUUCUUUCAA
Messenger RNA from Cucurbita moschata (crookneck pumpkin), 1182 nucleotides. Its product is annotated as ubiquinone biosynthesis protein COQ4 homolog, mitochondrial-like. The record is from RefSeq and is a predicted model, not a curated record. Lineage: Eukaryota; Viridiplantae; Streptophyta; Magnoliopsida; Cucurbitales; Cucurbitaceae. The coding region runs from base 197 to 874 and encodes 225 amino acids. Gene Ontology annotation, cellular component: mitochondrial inner membrane. Gene Ontology annotation, biological process: ubiquinone biosynthetic process. The transcript has 4 exons.